GGCGACCUAGGGGGCGGAAUGUGCCUGAAACCGUUUACGAUGAAAUCUGUGUCCGUUACGGGAACUAGUCGACGGUGAAACGCAUGGAUAUACGGUUUUAACGAAUGAUACAACCUUUCUUUCUAAAAAAAAUAUGCAUACAUCUUCCUUUUAAUGCUUGUUGGGUCACGGGAUACCAGAAGCAGUGGGAAGGUAGAAGUAACGUGUUGGAACUUUACAUUUGUUUGUUCUGUUUCGAGUGAAGAGCUGAGACGUGUUUUGUGCCGCGAAACGUUCCCAAAAUGUCGCCGAAAUUACGGUUUCCGGCCAUUUUCUGGUGCGUAGCAGGUGUUUUGGCUUCGUACGCCCAGGAGUGUGGCCGACCACCGGUCAUGGAGAACAGGAUCGUGGGGGGGGCCGACGCCACGGAUGGGGCUUGGCCCUGGCAGGUGGACAUACAGACAGUCACUGACGGUCACAUCUGCGGAGGCUCCAUCAUCACGGAGAGCUGGGUCCUAUCAGCCGCUCACUGUUUCCCCAAUCCAUCGGAUGUGGGUUCUUACAUCAUCUACACUGGCCGGUACCAGCUGAACGGCAACAACCUGCAUGAGUCGUGGCAUCGCGUGAGGCAGGUAGUGAUCCCAUCCGGUUACAACGAGCCUCACACCGGGAAGGACUUAGCGCUGGUGCAGCUGAGCAGCUCGGUAACCUGGUCCGAUCACGUCCGUCCCGUCUGCUUGCCCACGUGGAGCACUCUGUUCCCAAGUGGACUGUUGUGCUAUGUCACCGGCUGGGGGAACAUCAGAGAGGAUGUCCCUCUGUCAGGAGUCGGUACUCUACAGGAAGUGCAGGUGCCAAUCAUCUCCCAGACUUCAUGUCAGAAUAUGUACCGGAUGAACCCAGCAGAGCAGGUGGUAAUCCUGUCUGACAUGAUCUGUGCUGGAUACCAGGAAGGCGGCAAGGACUCCUGCCAGGGUGAUUCUGGGGGGCCUCUUGUCUGCCAGAUGAUAAAUGGGACCUGGGUUCAGGCUGGGGUGGUGAGCUUUGGACUGGGCUGUGCUCACCGAAACCAGCCGGGUGUGUACGCCAGACUGACCAGCUACUCGAGCUUCAUCAGCAGCACGAUACCAGAGAUCAGGCUGUAUGGCCGAGCAGAUCACAACUGGUGUGGGAGGGCUGCGAUCUGGAUCAGCUUCCUGUCCACUCUGCUGAUCUUGCUUGAGAAAUAAGCCACUUUGAAAACUGUGUUUCUGGGGAGACGAAUGUAAACCAGGUCAAGUAAAGGAAGGUUAUUGUAAAUAUCUGUUCGAUGAUCAUGAAUAGUGAAACUAGAAGCCUGUAUCUGACGUGCACAUGGAGCCAUACUGAACAUUUAAUGUACUAAAAUCUGAUUUUUUUUUAUUAUUGAAACUGUAUCACGAUCUUUCAGUCAAAGUAGCUUUGAUAGGUUUGAAUUUUAUUUUAGAAAAAUGAGCUAAAUGAAUUAUGUCUUCUAUAUUUGAAAUAAAUUGUUAAUUUGAUUAUUAAAAUAAUCUGUGCUCUUUUCCAA
Messenger RNA from Scophthalmus maximus (turbot), 1528 nucleotides. RefSeq lists its product as uncharacterized. The transcript has 6 exons. The record is from RefSeq and is a predicted model, not a curated record. The coding region runs from base 282 to 1208 and encodes 308 amino acids. Lineage: Eukaryota; Metazoa; Chordata; Actinopteri; Pleuronectiformes; Scophthalmidae. Gene Ontology annotation, biological process: proteolysis. Gene Ontology annotation, molecular function: serine-type endopeptidase activity.